AUGUCAGAUUCCGAAUUUGAUAGAACAGAUCCAUCUAAGUUUUUAGGUGACCUAAUAGGCUCGCCAGUGAGAGUGAAGUUGUACAGCGGGGUUGAAUACCGCGGUGAUUUACAAACCAUUGAUGGUUACAUGAAUGUGGUAUUAGAGAACGGUAAAGAAUUUAUCAAUGGGAAUGUGACUAGAGACUACGGAGACUUGUUCCUCAGGGGAAAUACUGGUAUGUUAUACUACGAGAGAGGACCCUAA
Lodderomyces margitis is the source of this 246-nucleotide messenger RNA. It is a transcript of the gene LSM6, whose product is annotated as U4/U6-U5 snRNP complex subunit. The transcript has a single exon. Gene Ontology annotation, biological process: maturation of SSU-rRNA; mRNA splicing, via spliceosome. Gene Ontology annotation, cellular component: P-body; nucleolus; U4/U6 x U5 tri-snRNP complex. Gene Ontology annotation, molecular function: RNA binding. The record is from RefSeq and is a predicted model, not a curated record. Lineage: Eukaryota; Fungi; Ascomycota; Pichiomycetes; Serinales; Debaryomycetaceae. Bases 1 to 246 code for a protein of 81 amino acids.